Nelumbo nucifera (sacred lotus) is the source of this 2454-nucleotide messenger RNA. RefSeq names its product Acyl-CoA N-acyltransferases (NAT) superfamily protein. Gene Ontology annotation, molecular function: N-acetyltransferase activity. NCBI's taxonomy places the organism in Eukaryota, Viridiplantae, Streptophyta, Magnoliopsida, Proteales, Nelumbonaceae. The record is from RefSeq and is a predicted model, not a curated record.
AUCACUUUUGACGGUUACGAGAAUAUUAAUCGAAGUGCUCAUCGAUGUGACGAUGUGCUUCCUAAUUCCGGUGCCCAAACUUUACCCAAAGUGCAUGUAAACAGUACUUGUACAUUACCCAAUCCGAUUCCCUGCUUCUCCUGGGGUUUGCUACUUCGCGUCGGUUUCAUGGCAAUAUCUGUACGCGGCGUUCGCGCUGGUUCAACUCUGCAAAUAUGUGCAUCGACAGGGAAAACCCAGAAGAGGGAGAGAGUCCGACCUCCCAUUUUCAUCUCCACCAAUCCAUCUCACAUUAAUCUCGUUCACCUUAGGGAGUUAUUCAGUUCCUGCAAUAUCUCGUGCCACAGAUUCCCGAACCUCAACCCCGAUGGCCGGGUUGAAGUUGUCGAUAUCAGCAAGCUCAGAAUUGCUCUCUCUCACAGUUCCGUUGUAGUCUCCGUAUUCUGCAAACCGGAGUUCUCUUAUGGGGAUCCCCCGACAGACGGCUCCACUAUCAGGAGAUUAGGAUUUGUGUUCGGACAACUGUUCGAGAGAGCAACUCCAGUGACGGAAUCCAACGGUCGUUUGGUCGGUUUUGGCCGGGCAGUUUCUGAUAAUGGAUUGACAGCUUCAAUCUACGAUGUCAUGGUUGUCCCUUCACUAAGAGGACUGGGAAUUGGUCAGAUGAUAGUUAAGAAGAUCAUAAGGUUGCUUACAAGUAGAGGCAUUUAUGACAUAGCAGCUCUGUGCACGGAAAAACAGAGGUAAUUCAUUAAAGCAGAAGAGAAAUGAACAACGAGGAACGGAAAGAAAAACAGCCACCGGAAAACAAGACAACAACCAAGGCUGAAACAACAACCAAAGAUCUGUCUCAACAAAAGAACACAGACUAGGAAAUAAAAGCUUGCAAGAUGUGGCAGUCCUCUGCUAUAAUAUAUCCCCCAACCGGGCUGGAAAGUCUCCAAGAAAAAACUUUGAUUCCUUGAGACCUUGUUGGGUAGCCAGAUGAGCUGCUCUAUUGCAAUAUUUUUUUUUGAAAGAUAAAAAGAGUUUCAUUAAAAUGAAAGAGAGAAUACAAAAAGGAAGGUGAUAAUUUAUAACCGAAGAGAAAGAGAAAUACACUAAGGCACAACUUAUAACCAAAGACCUCAAACUACAAUACUCUAAUAGAGACAGACUGAAUAGCACCAUAUCUCCCAACAACUCCACCCACCUCCACCUAUUCCAAAGCCAAGCAAAACCUAUAAUGGUCUUCUCCCUAAUCCUCCCCCUCGAACAAUUCCUCCUGCCUGUCACCAUCCUUGUCCCAAAUCUCUCCUCUUCCAAUUACAACUUUCUUUAUCCUCUCUUCCUUCUUCCUCCUCUCAAAUUCCUCAAGGCUUUCUCUUUUUUUGAUCAAUAACUGAAUGAAUUUCAUUAAAGAAAAUUAAAGAAAUUAUAGAGAGGAGAGGGGAUAUAAUCUCUCUUAGCUCCCCCCAAAUUUUGAAUGAAAUAAAUUAAAACAUAGCCCAGAAAAAAUUGCUUCUUCCCACCCCUUGCUUAGCCAAUGCUCCGGCCAAACAGUUAGCAUCUCUCUUAAUCCAAUGCAGCUGAAUUUCCAAUCCUUGUGUCAGAUACCUGAACUUCCCUUUUUUUUUUUCAUUUAUGUAAUCCCACUAUCCCAUCUCCUUUUGAAGCCAACCAAUAACAAGCUUUGAGUCCCCUUCUAUUAUCAGCUUAGAAAUAUUUAAUUCCUUGGCUUUCUGAAUUCCUUCCAUAACAACAAAGACUUCACCUCUCAAAGAGCCACCUACUCCAAUAGGCCCAGAGAAAGAGCCCUAAUUAUGUCAUCCUCAUCUUUGAAAGUGCUUCCUAUGCUUGAUGGUCCUGGAUUACCUUCACUACUACCAUCAAAAUUCAGCUUGAAAAAUCCAUUGGCUGGAGGAGUCCAGGACGGCCUUGUAACAACUUUCAAUGGAGCAGAAUCAACGACUUCCCUCCACUUUGCCUGGCUGGUGGCGCAUGACAAUAUUCUCACUUCAGACCACCUUAAGUCUAGGGGAUAACAGUUGGCAAACUGUUGCUACUUAUGUAAACAGAAGGAAGAAACAAUCCUUCACUUGUUCUUCUCAUGCAGUGUAGCAAACUUCAUUUGGAAGUUCUUCUCCUUUUUGUUUGGAGUGAGUGUCUUCCAACCAUUGUUUCCAGCAGAGAUUUUCUCCAAAUGGCCAAAACUCAGAGGAAGCAAGAAAGCUAGAAUUCUUUGGAGCUGUGUUCCAUUUGUAGUAUGUUGGUCUAUAUGGAAAGAGAGAAACAGAAGGGUUUUUGAGGACAAGUCAAAAAGUAUUGAAUAUCUGGUAGCAGCAGUGAGCAACCUGAUUUCAGACUGGGCUCUUAGACUUCCAGGCUUUGAUCAAGUAACCAAAGCUGAUCUGUUGGAGAGAUUUUGGAACACCUUUUUACAGCCUUGUAACAAUGAUUCAUUUUCUGUUUUUU